GCGGGGUGCCAAAUACCGAAGAAAUCGAAUUUUUCGAUUAUUCUUUCCGACGGUUGCACCCGCCAGUCAUGGAUGACCUCCAUGUCAGCGUCCAGCCAGCAGUCACCAAGUCGCCACCCACACGCUCGACGAAGAUGCCUCGUCGUCCCAGUGCUUCUAUCCCCAUCGUCGCCGUGCUGACAGACCCCCACAUGGUGCGGCUUGUCGCGAGUUUCGCCUCGGGUGUGCCUUGGGAACUGUACACGUACAUUCAAACCACGUACCAGACGGCAGUGACGACGCUGAGCGCACUGGACUUCGCGGCGUCCAAGGGCGAGUUGAACCUCGUGCAAGUGUGUCAUGCUCGCCGGUCCAGUCAAGUCGUGACUUGUGCUGGGAUGGACGCGGCCGCGUCGAACGGGCACUUGGACAUGGUGGAGUGGCUCCACCGCCACACGCAUACCCCGUGUUCUGUAUGGGCAAUGAACGGGGCUGCAAAACGAGGGCAUUUGAAGGUAGUGCAAUUCUUACACGAACACCGCAACGAAGGGUGCACCGUGUUUGCCAUGCAUAACGCCGUGGUGCAAAAGCACAUGGCGAUCGUCGGCUAUUUGCAAUCGAAUCGGUCCGAGGGCUGCACCUCGUACACGCUGGUUCGCGCGGCGCAACUGGGGUACAUACAACGUACCUGUACUUGGCAUAUUUUUCACGUGUAAUUUUGGGCAGGUUCUUGGACGUGGUCGAGUUUUUGUUUGCAAACGAACGACAAGGCACGAGCGGACGACAAGCGUUUGACUUGGCCGCGACGAACGGACAUUUCGAAGUUGUGAGAUUUCUCCACGCCCACAGCACCCAAGGCUGCACCACGCAAGCGAUGGAUGGCGCGGCACAGAAUGGACAUUUCAACAUUGUGAAAUUCCUACACAUGCACCGCACCGAAGGCGGGACGGCGAUGGGUCGAGCCCGCGCCGAAGCCAACGGACAUGCAGAGAUCGCGGCGUACCUCAAGCAGCAUCUGCCGCCUGCUUGAAGAUAAUAACUAGCGUACUAUUUAUCAAGUGCAGUUGAAUGACGAGCUGUAAGGCAAGCAAUGGCGUAAAUGACGAG
This is a messenger RNA of Aphanomyces astaci, 1086 nucleotides long. RefSeq lists its product as hypothetical. Gene Ontology annotation, molecular function: protein binding. The record is from RefSeq and is a predicted model, not a curated record. The coding region runs from base 69 to 695 and encodes 208 amino acids. The transcript has 2 exons. Lineage: Eukaryota; Oomycota; Saprolegniomycetes; Saprolegniales; Verrucalvaceae.